AUCCACAAUGAAGUGGAUUCUCGCCGUCUUUCUGCUCGCUGGCGUGGCAAUUGCCAUGAGAAAACAAGGAGUCGCAGUUAAAGGAGUUCUUAAAUGUGGAACUGCUUUUGCCAAUAACACUAAAGUCAGAAUUGUUGAUAUUGAUACAGGGCCGGAUCCAGAUGAUACUCUUGACGAGAAGAGAACUGGAGAAGAUGGAGCAUUUGCAUUGACUGGAAGCACCCACGAGCUUACUUCAAUUGACCCAGUUUUGUAUAUCUGGCAUGAGUGUAGAGAUGAGCAAACUCCAUGCUCUCGCAAGAUUAAGUUCGUCAUUCCAAAGAAGUACAUUCACGGUGGAACCCCAACUGAUGAGCAAUGGGUCAACAUUGGAGUGCUUAAUCUUGAAGGAUCUUUUGAUAAUGAAGGACGUGAAUGUAUUAAGGAUUAGAUUUGUUUUGAUUGAUUGGUUUUUCUUUUAUUUUGAUGUAAAAUAAUAAAGUUCAUUGCGAAAAU
Molecule: messenger RNA, 495 nt
Organism: Caenorhabditis elegans
Lineage: Eukaryota; Metazoa; Nematoda; Chromadorea; Rhabditida; Rhabditidae
Gene: ttr-41
Product: Transthyretin-like family protein
Exons: 2
Coding region: 8-430 (140 amino acids)
Cellular component (GO): cell surface; extracellular region
Source: RefSeq, marked reviewed